AUGACUCUACAUCCACAACCCUUUAACAAUUCACAACAACCACCAAUGAUGCAUCCACAACAACAACAACCUCCUUUGUAUCAGAGUCAUCCGCAGCAACAACAGCAACAGCAACAACCACACUAUCAACCUCCACCACAAAUUCCCUAUGAUCAAUACAUGCAACGAUCUCAACAACAACAAGUACCGCAACAACCACAACAACAAUAUAUGAUGAUGAAUCCUCAUCCCUAUCAUCAACAACAAUAUCAAAAUUACGGAAAUCCUCAGUUCAUUCCGCAACAACAACAACACUAUCCAUAUCCUCAUCAACAACAACCACAACCACAACAACAACAACAUUGGAAUAUUCCACCCCAACCACAACAACAACCCAUGCAACCCUAUUCAUACUCAUCACCUUCAAUGACCAUGAAUUAUCCAUCUUCCUCACCUACUCAGCCCCAAUCUAUUUCUCCAUAUCCUCAGAAAGGCAACGAGGUAAAUAUGUCCACCAUGAUGGUUCAACAACAGACCACAACUCAGCUACCACAACAACAACCACCUCAAACAGUUUAUAUUCCGCCUCCUCAACAACCACAGGUUCAACAACCUCCUGUCUGUAGCACCACUACCACUACAAUGACCACUUCGUUUGUUCCACUCGUAGAUCAAUCGCUCAUCAAUCUUCAAACAUUGCAACAAUUGGCUACUUCAUGGCUCUCACAACGACAAGCCAUUCUUCUCAUGCUGAGCGAGAUGACUGAAAAAUUGAACAAGCAUGCAAAAUCAACUACGAAAACAAAAAUGGGAGGUACUGUCACUAACAUUGUUGGAGCUUCCUUAAUUGUGGGUGGUAUUAUUACAGCACCGUUGACUUUGGGUGGCUCAUUGCUUGCCACUGGAGCUGGUGCAGCAAUGGUUGGUGGAGGUACAGCAGUGACUGUAGGUGCAGCUGUUUCCGAGUGGCAACACGCCAAAAAGUCCGCUCAAUUAAUUCAGACCGCAUUGGAACAAGAUGCCAAAGCAGUGAAUGAAAUUAUUGCCCUCGUUUUUGAUUAUCGUAUUACAGAUCCAUUGAUUGAACAACGGUUGUUGACUUUUACCAUUCCUCAUAGUAAUGCAACUACAACCGUUCCAGUAUUGCAAUUUGUGAAUGCACUGGUCAAUCUCAAAUACGGAACUAUUAAUCAGAAUGGUCAAUUAACUCAUGGUCAAGCAGGAGCUACAAGUUUGGCAAGCUUAGUCGUGAAGGGUGUCGUUCCUAUUGUGAGUGUACCCAUUGAUCUAUGCUUGUUGGUAUCUGAAUCCAAAAAGUUGCACGGAAAAGAACCUUCUAAAUUGGCCUCACAAGUGACACCAAUUAUCGAUAGCAUGAAGUAUCAAACUAAGAUGGCAACUGGAAUUACAUCUCUUUAA
Naegleria lovaniensis is the source of this 1398-nucleotide messenger RNA. RefSeq lists its product as uncharacterized. NCBI's taxonomy places the organism in Eukaryota, Heterolobosea, Eutetramitea, Acrasida, Naegleriidae. The transcript has a single exon. Gene Ontology annotation, biological process: lipid transport; lipoprotein metabolic process. Bases 1 to 1398 code for a protein of 465 amino acids. Gene Ontology annotation, cellular component: membrane; extracellular region. Gene Ontology annotation, molecular function: lipid binding. The record is from RefSeq and is a predicted model, not a curated record.